AUGUCGAAUGCACCCCCACUUCCAAUCGCAGGCGCAAAGCCCAGACUCCCAGCUUCGCAACGCAUACCUCCAAUCGUAGCUCCAUUCGUCAGUGACAAAGCUAAGAAGCUUCUCGACGUGAUCGAAAAAUGGAUUGACGAAGAAGUCAUCCCAGCCGAUGCAGUAUACGGCGCACAGACCGGUAUCGGCGAUGAGAGAUGGGAAGGUCAUGGCUCCAUCCUCGACGAUCUGAAAAAGAGGGCAAGAGAAUUAGGAUUGUGGAAUAUGUUCUUGCCUAGAAACCAUUAUGCCAAUCUCGCGGAAUACGAUCAAUAUGGAGGCGCUGGAGGUUUCACGAAUGUGGAGUAUGGUUUGAUGGCCGAGCUUCUGGGAAGGAGCAGCCUGGGUAGUGAGGCUUGCAACUGUGCUGCGCCGGAUACAGGAAAUAUGGAGGUUAUUGCUAGGUAUGGUACACAUGAGCAGAAGCAGAACUGGUUGAGGCCUUUGCUCGCUGGAGAGAUUAGAAGUGGUUUCUUGAUGACUGAGCCAGACAAGGCGAGUUCGGACGGAAGUAAUAUCAGCCUUGAUAUCCGACAAGAAGGAAACGAGAUUGUCCUCAAUGGCAGCAAAUGGUGGAGUUCGGGAGCUGGAGAUGAUCGAUGCAAGAUUUACAUUGUUAUGGGUUUGAGCGACAAGAACAGCCAGGAUCGAUACAAGCGACAGAGUAUGGUCCUGGUGCCAUCUGACGCUAAGGGGCUGACUGUGCAUCGAAUGCUUUCCGUCUAUGGAUAUGAUGAUGCACCACAUGGCCACGGUCACAUCACAUUCAAUAAUGUCCGCGUACCGAUGUCGAACCUGCUCCUUGGUUUCGGUCGUGGUAACGAAAUCAUGCAAGGACGUCUCGGCCCAGGCAGAAUUCAUCAUGCAAUGAGAUCGAUUGGUGCCGCAGAGGUCGCUCUCGAAUGGAUGAUUGCUCGUCUGAACGAUGAAAGGAAGAUUCCUUUCGGCAAGCCCCUGCGAGAACAUGGUGUCCUGCUUGAGUGGGUCGCCAAGUCCAGAAUUGAGAUUGAUUCAGCCCGCUUAAUUGUCCUGAAUGCUGCCAUUAAGAUCGACAAUGGUGAUGCGAAGGCCGCACUCGUCGAAAUCGCUCAAGCCAAGGUUAUUACUCCAACGAUGGCAUGCACCGUCAUCGACCGAGCUGUUCAGGCUCACGGUGCGAUGGGAGUUUGCCAAGACACUCCGCUGGCAAGCUCUUGGGCACACAUUAGGACGAUCCGUAUUGCUGAUGGUCCAGAUGAGGUGCACUUGAACCAGAUGGGCCGGAGAGAAAACAAAGCGCGCGCACAGGAAUGCAGAGAGCGAAUCGACAGGCAGAGGAAGACGACCGAAGAGCUGAUGAGAAAAUGGCUUCAGCUUAAAGAGCAACCAGGUAGAAAACGCGCAUAG
Molecule: messenger RNA, 1425 nt
Organism: Pseudocercospora fijiensis CIRAD86
Lineage: Eukaryota; Fungi; Ascomycota; Dothideomycetes; Mycosphaerellales; Mycosphaerellaceae
Exons: 4
Coding region: 1-1425 (474 amino acids)
Molecular function (GO): oxidoreductase activity, acting on the CH-CH group of donors; flavin adenine dinucleotide binding
Source: RefSeq, a predicted model, not a curated record